Messenger RNA from Macadamia integrifolia, 1628 nucleotides. Its product is annotated as protein trichome birefringence-like 34. Lineage: Eukaryota; Viridiplantae; Streptophyta; Magnoliopsida; Proteales; Proteaceae. Bases 31 to 1473 code for a protein of 480 amino acids. Gene Ontology annotation, molecular function: O-acetyltransferase activity. The transcript is spliced from 5 exons. The record is from RefSeq and is a predicted model, not a curated record. Gene Ontology annotation, cellular component: Golgi apparatus.
UCAAAGGUUAAAGACAGGCGCAGCGGCGCAAUGGAUAUACCCAAACAACAUCAAACAAAGAAAGCAACAACACCAAAGGCAAGGAAACAACAUCGCAUAUCUUUUCCAGUCCUCAUGGCUUGGGGGAUCAGGAACCGUAUACAAUACCUUGUGGCCAUCCUUUUCACCCUCCUAGUCGUUACCACCUUCUUCAUCACAGGAAAGAACAACAUGCAGUCCUCGCCGUCGCCGUCACCGUCAGAAUGUAUUAAUUUUCUUUCCGGCAACCUCACAGGAAAGAACGAGGUGCAAUCGUCGUUUGACACUACUCUUGCGAUAGAUGAGAAUUCCAGUGACGGCUCACCGCCGUCCCAAUGCGAUUACUUUUCCGGCAAAUGGGUUUACGAUAACUCGUCCCACCCUCCAUACUCCUGGCAGCAAUGCUCUUACAUUUCAGAUCAAGUGGCUUGCGAGAAGUUUGGGAGAAAGGACAUAAAUUAUCAGAAUUGGAGGUGGCAACCACACCAAUGUGAUCUCCCAAGGUUCAAUGCCACAGUAUUAUUGGAGAAGCUGAGGGGAAAAAGGCUUGUUUAUGUUGGGGACUCCCUUAAUAGGGGUCAAUGGGUAUCUAUGGUUUGCCUUUUAGAGUCCUCAAUCCCACAGGAGCAGAAGUCCCUAGACUGGGGUGGGCCGGAUGGAGCUUUGAUCACCUUCAAGGCUAAGGAGUAUGAUGCAAAAAUCGAGUUCUAUUGGGCUCCUCUUCUGUUGGAAUCAAACUCAGACCAUCCAUUUAACCAUCGUCUACCUGACCGAUUCGUUAGAAUCCAAGCAAUCGAGAGGCACGCCAGAUACUGGACAGACGCAGAUAUACUCGUCUUCAACUCCUAUCUUUGGUGGAGAAGACCCAAAAUGAAGCUCUUGUGGGGCUCGUUUGAUAGUUCCGACGGAAUUUACAAAGAGGUAGAUAUGCUGCGCAGCUAUGAAAUGGCCCUCAAGACGUGGUCGGAUUGGGUAGAAAUCCAUGUCAACCAUACCAAGACCCAAUUAUUCUUUGCGAGCAUGUCGCCCACACACUUAUGGAGUUAUGAGUGGAGCAAUGCAAAGGAGGGAGAGGGGAAUUGUUACAAUGAGACGGAGCCCAUAACAACAGAAGGACACUGGGGUGGAGGAUCAGAUUCAAGGAUGAUGCGGCUAGUGGAAGCAGCAAUCGAAGGGUUGGGGAGGAGAGGAGUGACGGUGCAGAUGUUGAAUAUCACACAGUUGUCGGAGUACCGGAAAGAAGCCCACCCUUCCAUAUACAAGAGGCAAUGGGAGUCCAUCACUCAGGAGCAAAUCUCUAAUCCCACAUCCUAUGCUGAUUGCAUCCAUUGGUGCCUCCCCGGUGUACCAGACGUCUGGAAUGAGAUCCUCUACGCCCUCCUUCUCCCUUCUUUUUCUAAUUCUUCUUCUUCAUCUUCUAAUUCUUCCUCUAUUUCUUCUUCUUCUUCGUCUUAGGAGAAUUCUUCUGUUGACCUUAAACGAAAACUUCCCAAAAUUUGGGUCUGUUUGUAUCUACGUGAAAUUAUACAUAUCAAAUUGUGCCUGUAAUUUUUUUCCAAUUUUUUGUUUGCAAGAAAUAAUAUAUGAAGCAAAAAAUCAUUUGUUUGCCA